CAUCAUCGCCGCCCUUGCACGAAAAAAAACAAGUUCGUUUUUACAACAUUGAAAACGCCGAAAAUUUACGUAAAUAAUUAGCAAGUGGUAUAUUUAGUUGCGUGCCUUAGCAAGAGUAAUUUGUCUACACGAUGGUGUUCAACUUUACCGCCUUCACGUACAUCGUUGCCUUGAUUGGCGACGCAUUCUUGAUAUUUUUCGCAAUAUUUCAUGUUAUUGCGUUCGAUGAGCUCAAAACAGAUUACAAAAAUCCAAUAGAUCAGUGUAAUAGCCUUAAUCCGCUAGUUUUACCUGAAUAUUUGCUGCACAUAUUCCUCAACUUGUUAUUCUUGGUGUGCGGCGAAUGGUUCUCCCUGGCCAUCAACAUACCCCUCAUUGCCUAUCACAUUUGGCGCUACAAAACUCGUCCUGUGAUGUCCGGACCGGGUUUAUAUGAUCCCACAACGGUGCUGAAAACGGACACGCUGUCCCGCAACAUGCGUGAGGGUUGGAUCAAGCUGGCCGUCUAUCUGAUUAGCUUCUUCUACUACAUCUACGGCAUGGUUUAUUCGCUCAUAUCCACAUAGAGCAAGCAGCUGCCUGGGGCUCGCUCGGGAUCUCUGCAUCGUCUAUAAGUUGUCAUAAAAAGCAUAACGGGGAGUGUGUGGUGUGUACCGCUUCAGAUGAGAUUAUCUCACAGCCGCGAACAAUAAAUAUAAUUCACCUCUGUAAAUCCCAUUGAGUGCGCCUCAUAACAAAACGAUAUUGAAAGUAUCAGAUCAAAUCAGCAUUUUCUUCUUCUUGUUUGCUUAUGAUUUGUUUUAUUAUUUUUAUAAUUUCUGUAAAGUUGUAUUAUUAAUUUUUUUUUUUGCAUUUCGCAUUCGUGGUGUAGUUGGAUUUUAAGCAUUAAAUAAAAGUCAAAUCAAAGUAAUA
This is a messenger RNA of Drosophila subobscura, 912 nucleotides long. It is a transcript of the gene cni, whose product is annotated as protein cornichon. The coding region runs from base 132 to 566 and encodes 144 amino acids. Gene Ontology annotation, cellular component: COPII-coated ER to Golgi transport vesicle; endoplasmic reticulum membrane. Gene Ontology annotation, biological process: endoplasmic reticulum to Golgi vesicle-mediated transport. The transcript is spliced from 4 exons. The record is from RefSeq and is a predicted model, not a curated record. NCBI's taxonomy places the organism in Eukaryota, Metazoa, Arthropoda, Insecta, Diptera, Drosophilidae.